GACCUGCGUGCUGGGAUUUGGUGCAGGUACCGAUCAGUAGCCGGGUCAGAGCUGGGUGGACAAUGACGUUAUGCUUGGGACCCUUACCAUGUAAGAUCUUACGUACACGCCACUAAAGUACAGCUAAAAGCGGGAAUUGCAUCAUAGCCGCUGCGACUUGCAACGCAAGCACUUAGAAACUCAACCUUGAAGAGGGCCCCUCUCAAACCCAUGUUCUUAUUAUACGUUCUUGUUAUACACCUCGGUGUUACCAAACAAUUGAUAGAAUACUUAUGAAGUGUCGUGACCCAUAUUCUCGCUAUGCGUCCGUUUCCCGAAGUUUCCAAUGCAGGUGCAGGUGCAGUUGGCAGGAAGGUCUCAGCCGUGCGUCGAAGGAUUCCACCUGUCCUGCGUCCUAGAUUAACCUGGCGAUACAUUUUUUCUGUCGUUAUUUUGUCCUACAUCUUAUACUGUUAUCUUUUUUCGUUGCCAUUCUUUGCGAGCCCCUUGCCAAUGUACAGCGGGCCAUACCCGGUUGGGGCUAUCGACAUUGAAUCACCUGUGUCACAACCGAGAGUUGUGGACACGGCCCGAUUCAAAGAUUCCCACGAGAACCCGUUUGAGUUGCAGACAGUCUUGUUUACACUUUACUAUCCGGCCAGCCACGGUAAAGGUUAUAACAAAAAGCACCACUGGAUACCAAAGCCGGUCUCCGUGACUGCCAAAGGCUACGCCAAGUUCGCAAAAAUCAGCAAUUUCCUCACAGAUGCACUUUUUACCGGCGCACUCCGCACCCUUGCGGGUGGGAUCAAAAUACCCGCCAAAGUCGAUGCGUCUCUUGCUGAGCUGGCCCCGCCGGUAGCUAGUCAUCCGGAUACCCGCCAAAGUCAAGAGUUGCAGAAGGUAGCUACUAUCGAGAAAUACGGACACCCCAUCAUAGUCUUCUCCCAUGGCAUGGCCUCUAGUAGGACCGAUUAUACGCAUUACGCUGGCGAGCUGGCAUCGCGGGGGUUUAUCGUGGCUAUGCUCGAGCACAGAGACGGUUCAUGCCCUGGUUCGGUUAUUAUGAGGGAUGGCAAAAUGCAGCCAAAGUUCGCUUUUAAGCGCUCUGAGGUGGAGUCUGCAGAAGGUGAAGAGCUAGAAGCGGAUGACUUCAACCGAGCGCAACUCAAUUUUCGCGAAGCUGAAAUUGAAGAGCUAGUCAGAGUAUUGAGACAGAUUAAUGACGGAAAAGGGGAAGAGAUUUUCAACCAGAACCCUAGAAACGAGGGUCAGGAGUUAGAAGACUGGGUUGGAAGGCUGAAUAUCGACGAGAUGGUCAUAGCGGGACACAGUUUCGGUGCGACCGGUGCGCUCCAGGCCCUCAAGGGUGGUCCAAGUGAGAAGAGACCAUUUAUCGGUGCCAUCGUUUUGGAUCCUGGUAAACAGAGCGGAAGAUUAAAUCAUGACGUUCAUGUGCCCUUGUUGGUUGUUCACAGCAAUUCAUGGAGCAGCAAGCACAGCAUAUUCUACGGGCGGGCCCAUUUCGACGUUGUCAAAGCUCUCGUAGAAGAGAACAAUGACAAGCGCGGAAACCCAUCUUGGUUCAUGACCUCGCUCGGUACCUCUCAUCCUUCGGUGACAGAUGCGCCGAUACUAGAGCCAACACUCUUGAGUUGGACGACUGGGGCCAAGAUAGACGUCUAUGAGGGCCUGAGGCAGUACAUUCACCUGUCCGAGGACUUUCUUUGGUUCUUGAAAGAGGGCGAAAAGAGAAAUCUCUUCGCUGAGAAGGCCGAGUUUCCGGAGUAUGACCCGGGCAAGGGUUUUGGCAUUUGGAAACCUGGACAGGGCGACAACGAGAAAGAGGGGGGGCAAUGGUGGGACUGGAGGAAAUACUGGCAAGUUCACGUGUCACCCGACAACACUUCGCAGCACAGGUCUUUCAGUGCCAGAAAAGAAUAGACAAAAAGCUAUCUAAGAAUUUCCGCCUCUCACCAGGUCCAGGACGAGGAGGUUUGGAAGG
Molecule: messenger RNA, 1984 nt
Organism: Xylaria bambusicola
Lineage: Eukaryota; Fungi; Ascomycota; Sordariomycetes; Xylariales; Xylariaceae
Product: platelet-activating factor acetylhydrolase, isoform II-domain-containing protein
Exons: 1
Coding region: 301-1923 (540 amino acids)
Molecular function (GO): 1-alkyl-2-acetylglycerophosphocholine esterase activity
Source: RefSeq, a predicted model, not a curated record